This is a messenger RNA of Brassica oleracea var. oleracea, 814 nucleotides long. RefSeq lists its product as uncharacterized. The transcript has 2 exons. Bases 150 to 308 code for a protein of 52 amino acids. The record is from RefSeq and is a predicted model, not a curated record. NCBI's taxonomy places the organism in Eukaryota, Viridiplantae, Streptophyta, Magnoliopsida, Brassicales, Brassicaceae.
CCUUCUCCCUCUACGUUUCUCUCUACUCUAUACUUGAACCUCUCUGGGAUCCAAAGAGAAACUUUACGUCCACGUUUGGUCUUCUCUCUCGUUAUAAAUCUCAGAGAGUUCUUUGAGUUAUCCCGCUUCUAUGCCAUUUAGCCCAGAAAAUGGGACAAGCCAAGGGAUGCUGGAUAUUACAACGAGUGGUUCCAAGUGAUAAGUCUGCAAACUCCUACAGCGUCUCUCUUCUCUUAUCUCCUGUUGUGUCUGUUUGGGAUUGUAUCGUUCGUAAAAUGAGGUAUACCUACGUACCUGAGUGGGUGUAGUAGUCAUUGAGUUUGCUUUUGUUUUUUUCUGAAGCAAAGAAGAAGCAAGUUCACGUUUUUCUUUUAUUCUAAGAUUGCACAAGUUUUAGGUUUUUUUUUUUUCCGUUGGACCGUGUUCUAAAGCUAGACGAACAGAGAGGUUGUACUAGUCAUGGAUAAUAGUAGCUUAAUGCGUCAACAAGAUCAGCCGAUUGUUGGAGAAGGGAAGAAGAAGAAGAAGCAAGGGAAAGAUGAAGCGGAUAGAAUCAAACAAGCCGAGAAGAAGAAGCGACGUCUUGAGAAAAAUCUUGCUGCUUCUUUAGCGAUCAGGGCUGAGCUAGAGAAGAAGAAACAAAGGAUCAAGGAAGGACAUCAAGAAGCAGCAGAUGAAGAAAGCUGGGCCAAGAAGAUGAAGCAGGAGAAAGACGAGCUGGAGCGUGUCAAACGAGCGGAGAAGAAAAAGAUUCGUCUGGAGAAAUCUCUUGCUAAUUCUGCAGCUAUCAGGGCUGAGUUAGAGAAGAAGAAGC